AAUUACGUUUUUGCUGUGUCCCUCAACUUUCCCCCCUUCUUUCAUCUUCACAACUAGAAACCAGAUGGCUCAACAAACAAAGAACAAGAAGAUAAACAUCAUCAGCUAUGGAGGUGUAACCAAGUCAUGGAGAGCAGCGGCAAAGCAGUGCAAUCCAAAUGCAGCUCUGCCGUGGCUUCAGCUCUCUGACGAUCACUUUCAUGUUCCUCGCACUUAUGAUGAUGUAACUCAACCAGCUGACCAAUUCAACAUAUCUUUUCGUCAAGGGUACACUUACUCGCCUUGCAGAUGGCCAUCUCAAGGCCCCUGGAAGUAUUUCCUUGGCUACUCACACAAUGAAUUGGUGACUAGGGGAACUUCAGAUUGUAUCUAUCUUUGGCAUCCAGUUCAUGGAAUUUGCUAUUAUCGUCUCCCAGAUUGGGAUCCCAAAGUUCCGUUUAUGCGGAUUGUAAUAUCUUCUUUGAGUGAAGAUUAUUCCACUAGGCAUUGUACCGUGAUGGUGUUGACAGGAACUAGUCAUCCAGCAUUUGUGUACUACAGGUUGAGAGGAAAAGGAGAGGUGCCAGGAUGGGUGAAGCAAGACUGCACUCUGACUGAUCCCAAUUGCCAGAACAGAUCAGGAGGUGGGAAAUUUCUGCAAUUCAUUAAUGCUAUUGGAUUCAAAGGAAGGUUCUAUGCUUUGAGUCUGCAAGGGACAGUUGCUGAGAUCAUUGUUGUUGGUGAUUUUAAUCUGAGAAUCAGAGCUCUCAGUUUCAAAAGGGCUGUUCCCAGUGUGUUCUCAAAGCAUUUCACUGAAUAUUUGGUCGAAUCUGAUGGCAGGAUUUUGUUGGUCUUUCUUAUAUCUAGAAAAACAACAAAUGUUUUGGAUGAUGUAGAAGUAUUCUGGCUUAAUAUUGAAAAUCUCUCAUGGGAGAAGAUGAGGACUCUUGAGGAGAGUACAUUGUUUCUAGGGACUAAUUGUUGCAUGUCAGUCUCUGCAAGCAAGGCAAGAUGCAGAAGAAACUGUGUCUAUUUUUAUAUUAACACAGAUGAUGGUUGGUGGGAAUUUGACAUGGAGAAGGGAAGCAUAUCACCUACUUGGAGGAAUGCUAUGCCUAGAACAGAGUUCGCUGUUGGAUUGGGCCAGUUCCUGAAGAAUGAAUGUCAAUCUCAAAGCUCUGUAUGCAAAAACAAUAGUGUAAAAAUUUUAAGUGAAGAUUAGUCUGUGCUCACUUCAAUUAUCAUCUUUCUAAAAUGAGAUGCAGAAGAUUUGUUGUAAACAAUGAGGAAUUUGUUUCAAUUUUCAUAACAAUGAAAUGGCAGAAAUAGU
Molecule: messenger RNA, 1309 nt
Organism: Rubroshorea leprosula
Lineage: Eukaryota; Viridiplantae; Streptophyta; Magnoliopsida; Malvales; Dipterocarpaceae
Source: the annotation of a GenBank genome assembly